UUCAGCUGUGUGUUCGGAGCUCUCAGCAACGGCAAGUUUCCGGACAAAGAUUGUCUGCUUCCUUUUGUAUCCAAGCUCCUUGGCUAUUGUAUCGUCGCCGCUUCCACCACCGUCAAAUUCCCUCAGGUAUUGUAUUAAAUUCAAAAGAUAUGGCAAUCAGUACAAUUGAAAAGAAUCUUCAAAUUAGUGGACUUGAAUACGGGCACACUCACUCGGGUAGCUAGUGCUAUACCAACUAGGCCACUGUAUAAUGCCCAGGUAUGUGUUUUGUUAGUGUGCUUGGGUAGUUUGGUUUGGCAUCGUUUUGUUUAGCUGGCUCAUGUUGUUUGUAUUCUUGCUUGGGAGGUAUGUCUCGUACACAUUGCUUCUGUCAAUAAAUUUAUAUUACAUAUAUAAAAAGAUCUAUUCUUCAAAUGAAAACUUAAAGAAAAAGAAUUAGGGCAGUUCUCCUCUUCCUCAAUGAGAGAGAGAGAGAGAGAGAGAGAGAGAGGGAAGCAAAAGAAAUUGUCAUCAAUUAUUUUGUCUAUUAUGUGAGGAACUUAUUUUUUGUUGGCUAAUUUCGGUAUCAAAACGUGUCCGAUUGAGUUGUAAUUUUGUUUCUAUCUUGAGUCUCGAUUUCGGAAGUUGAGCAACAAGUGCAUGGGUACCUUGAUUCGAUGAGAACACCAUGUAGAACAGGUAUGUUGAGUGAGGACACCUUGCACAAGUGUUUGAGUUUGGAUGGGAUUGAAAACUAGGGUUUUCAAAUUGAAUUUCAAAUUCUGAAAAGUCCCUCUGGUCGCUCUUUUGGUGACUGUUCCAACUUGUCCAAGUUGAAAAGUUCUGUGAUGUCCGACCGGUCGCACUUGUUCAGAUCCACAAAGGACAUUGCUGUUUUUGUUAUUUUAAACUUCCUUUUUGGUCCAACUUUUAGAGACGUCCUUAAUCGUUUUUAACCUAUUUUUCAACCUAGUCCUUAAAGCCGGAUUUAUUUUUCUCCUUUCAACUUUGUGUUCGUGAGGAAGGCGGAUCAAUCGUACUACGAAGGGGAUAGAGUGCUCGUGGAGCAUUCAAGUUCUCGAGCAACUCUUCUGCAAGGAUUGAGGAGUAGGCCUGAAGUCUACUGCAAUUGGACGAGGAGUCACAAGAGUAAGUGUGAGGCGUUUUGCAACUAGUUCUUGGCAGAUUGGAUUGGUUGCGAGCCUGAGACAGAGUUUGUUGUACUUUGCUUCGAGAUAAUAGAUUAUUUCGCUCGAGAAGACUAAGUAUCCGUGGUUUUUUUUCUUCGGGUUUCCACGCUAAAAUUUUCUGGUUUCAAUCUCUUACUUUAUCGCACUUUAUUUUUGCUUUGUGUCAAAAUAAUCAAAUAAUUUGAAAAUCAGAUAAAGGAGCAAGUUUUACAUAUUCACCCCCUGUUGGUUAUUGUUUUGAAGUAAAACUUUCACAACCUUUUCGCAUAGCGUAACUCACAUAUUAUACAGAUGAGAAUAUUGCAGGGGUAUGCGUGUGAUAUCAACAUGUGUCUAAGCAUCAGACUUUUCUAAUCUUCAAACCCCAAGGACACAGGAAAUCCUCAACACAACUUUUAUUUCACUCUUUUUGAAGUAAAAGGAACAUAAAAGAAGUUUUUUAAUGUAUAAUUAUGGAAUAAAUUUGUAUUUAUUGGAUACGUUUGUUUAGUGCUUGUUUAGCCAUCCAUGUCGAGCACAUAUCCCAUACUUAAAUUUGAGUGUCUUGCCCCUGACAAUGUUAUUUUUAAAAAGUCCCUUGUAAAUUAGGUCAUAUGAGGGUGUAUUUUUCUUUAAAACAUUAACUUCUGAGUCUUAAUCAUCUCUUCUUGAAUAGAAGGUUGUGGAUUUCCGCAUUCUCUUGUACUUAAUAUUACUCAAUAAAGGCCUGCCUCACUUUUAUAUGCGAUUGGAUACAAAGCAUGACUGAAUGGUUUAAAUUGCGGAAAUGGUGACCAUACCUUUAACAAAGUUUAAGAUAUUAAAAAUUUUAAAACACAGAAGUGUCAAAGGGCUUAGUGUUGUGGGCUUCGAACUUGAAGUAGUUGGUUAUACUAUUGCAUUGGCAUAUUGUCUUCACAAAGGGCUACCAUUUUCAGCCUACGGGGAGUUGGUAUUUCUAUUGAUCCAAGCUAUAAUAUUGGUUACAAUUAUCUACUAUUUUUCUCAACAUGUGGGAACCAAGACAUGGAUUAAGGCAUUGCUAUACUGUGCGGUGGCACCCACCAUCUUAGCAGGCCAAAUUGAUCCCAUUCUCUUUGAAGCUUUAUAUGCAUCUCAGCAUGCAAUUUUCUUCUUUGCCAAGGUCCCACAAAUUUGGCAGAAUUAUAAUAACAAAAGUACAGGGCAGCUCAGCUUUUUAACCUACUUAAUGAAUUUCGGAGCUUCCAUUGGAAGAGUCUUCACCAGUAUCCAGGAAAAAGCUCCAACAAGUGUUGUUAUGGGAUCUGCACGUGGCAUUGUGAUGAAUGGUACCAUAUUGAGUCAGAUAAUCAUAUACCAGAAGCUCCGUGCUAAGAAAGGUGAAAAAAAUGAAUAGGAGAGCAAGGAUGUGGCUCAGGAAUUCAGCUUCACCUCACGGUUUAGGGUGGUAUGCUGCAAACAUAUUGGAUUCCCACGGCCAUACAAAUAAAGGACAGGUGCCAAUAUCCUAUUCUAUUAUCUUCGAAGAUGAAGUUUAGCAUUUUAUGUUUCGUGAACAUCAAUGCUCCUUUCUCUGGUAUGUCGAUACCGGAAUCAUUUUCACUUUUAUACAACUCUAAUCUUAUUAUGGAGUUUAUUCUCUGGGGAACUCUGUUUAAAUUAUUCUGGUGAAUUCCGUCCAAUCUACUUAUUUUAUCGUCUUAUUGAAAAUCAUAUAAAGACAAUUCCUGUUUAAUAGAACGACUAGUGCGAUAUUA
This is a messenger RNA of Cornus florida, 2887 nucleotides long. RefSeq names its product mannose-P-dolichol utilization defect 1 protein homolog 2-like. The transcript has 9 exons. The record is from RefSeq and is a predicted model, not a curated record. Bases 1936 to 2526 code for a protein of 196 amino acids. NCBI's taxonomy places the organism in Eukaryota, Viridiplantae, Streptophyta, Magnoliopsida, Cornales, Cornaceae.